AUGGAAACUCUUCAACCAUCUUCUCCAGGGGCUGUGGCGAGCGAGCGAUUGGAAAACCCUGUACGAAGGGCAGAGCCUUCUCAUCAAGGGACGCAAACUUUUAUGGACUCUCCUCCAUCAACUCUUUCCCUGGAUGAGUCGCUGUUGUGCAACACUGAGAACGCCGCAGAGUCCAUCAUCGUACUAGACGAUGACGACGAGCAAGCUCAAGCUACAACAUCGCGGCCGCGGCGCGCAAAUAGAAGGCAGCUGGACUAUAGCUACCCAGAUUAUGAACAUCUGAUGAACGCCGUUGCCGCACGUAAUCCUUCACGCAAACGGAAGAGGCAGAAAGAUUCUGAUGCCCUGUCACUCGAAUCUAUAUUGGAUCAAUUUUCACAAGAUGUUCGAGAUCAAGGUCAAGCGUGGAUCAGCGAGAUUAAGGAUCUUCGAUUUGCGCUAAAGAUUGUAUACGAGCAAAAAGAAGACCUUAAAGAGAAACUACGUAGGUUAGAAGAUAAAUUACAUGCGUCAGAGUAG
Talaromyces stipitatus ATCC 10500 is the source of this 519-nucleotide messenger RNA. RefSeq lists its product as uncharacterized. NCBI's taxonomy places the organism in Eukaryota, Fungi, Ascomycota, Eurotiomycetes, Eurotiales, Trichocomaceae. The record is from RefSeq and is a predicted model, not a curated record. Bases 1 to 519 code for a protein of 172 amino acids. The transcript is spliced from 2 exons.